Spodoptera littoralis (African cotton leafworm) is the source of this 1233-nucleotide messenger RNA. The record is from the annotation of a GenBank genome assembly. NCBI's taxonomy places the organism in Eukaryota, Metazoa, Arthropoda, Insecta, Lepidoptera, Noctuidae.
AUGGCGGGAGUUCAAAAAGUUAGAUUAAAUAAUUUGAAUAUUAACUUAAAAAACGCGUUGAUUAUCGGUAUUAUAAUUGCUAAGAACAGUCCGCGUACGGUGGGAUCCAAGAAGAAAAAUAAUGAAUCUAGAGGGGUCACAUCUUUCACUGUAAGAGAUUCAGAGGUAGACACGAUCAAUGUCGACGUUUGGGGAUCCGAAUAUUUUGUUUUAACUUUUUACGAAAGAUAUUUAGUUGGGGAUGUCGUUGAAAUCACUUCACCAAAAAUUUGCGUUAAAACUGGUGAUAAUGAAGCAUACAGGCCUCAGGUGACUUCACCGUUUUACUUGAGCUUAAACGAAGGUAUGUCAGAUGUCAGCAUCCACAGCGGAGACGCCUUUAGCAUGUACUUACCGCUCCUUCACAUACCAACUAAACAAUGUUCUGGAUACUACGGGCUUGCUGAAGUGUUGAAACUGCCAGAUGCGUCUAAUAAUGUCUACGUGGACUUGUUGGUAGUUGUGAAAACCGUAAAACCUGCAAAAUCUAUAAAAACAAAAACUGGUGUAGACAUGUCGGUGCGAGGAGUGGAGAUAAUAGACAACACGACGCCAGCUUCCGUUAACUUGGAUGUUUUUGACAUCGAUACCAUACAAAGAGCUGAUGAGUGGCGUCCUUUAGAAAGCGUGCUAUUCAUAGCGGAUGCUCGUGUAUCUUGGCGAUCUAGGGCAGUCAGCGUGCAAGUCUGUGCCAAAACCGUGAUCACCCAUCAACCUCAUACAGCAGACGCAGAAGCUCUUAGGCUGCAUAUACGAAACCAGUCUACGGCGCGUGGUGGAGAAGCAGCGGCAUGGGCAGCGUGGAGUGGUGAGCGCUCAUGCGCAGCAUCUGUGGCACAAAUACGUGACAGAGUCGCAGGCGCAGCGCCAUUCUGUGCUUCACUCCACGCACUACUUACACACCUGGAUUUGGAUGAGCUUGACAAAUUGGAUAAUAAUCCUGAAGAAAAUAUUCGGGUGCGUUUCACUGAUCACACUGGAGAGUUGACUGCUCGACUUCCUGUCAAUGUUCUCGAGGACACUUUGGGAUAUACAAUACAGCAGUUAAAAGCCAUGCCAUCAGAGAAUAGGUCAGCGGUACGUUGGGCGAUUCUUUUGGAGCAAUGCACCGUGAAGUUAGGAGCUUCACCACCUCGCCUGAUCGUCCUGUCACUGAGACGAGCCACACAAGCUGAUCCAAUACCGCUCUAUUAA